UAUAAGUUGGUUAUAUACUUAUUUUAAUUAUAUCUAUCAGUAUUCUCAUAUAUAUUUUUAGUGUUUUGCAUAACAUUGCUCUCAAUAACGUAUGCGACAUUAUAAGAUACGAUCCGGUGUGUUUAAUGAAAUAUUUAAAACAUUUCUCAUACACUUUUCUACGAGCUGUACAAUUACAUGUUAAGAGCAUUUAUAAACAAACUUUUUUAGCGCAAAUGUAAAUAUAUUUUGUUAUUUUCUUCGUUCACGUGGAUAACCUCACUUCCAUUCACAAUGCAUGAACUAAUGUUUGACCUAUGUUUCAUGUAAUAACAUAAUAAUACAUUGCAGUAUACAUUGUAUAUUUUGAAUGAUGUUACAUUAGAUUUAAAUUUGUUAUAUUAAUUGAAAUCAAUAUGAAUUACGGUAAAGUUGUUGUAUUUCGAAGGCAUAAACUUACCUCAAAGGUGAUAAAUUCUCUUAAUAAUGUAUUGCAUAAAGUUCAGAAUUUUGAAACACCGGAGAAACUAAAAGGAACAUUUCUUGAACGAUGGGGAAUAUAUUGGAAGAGUGUUUGUAUAGAUUAUACGAACACAGUAGUAGAUACUGUAAAUCACUGCAAGGAACGUCCAAUAAAAGCUACCAUAUAUGCUACACUUUUAGCAACCGGUGUAUAUUUACACAAACAUAAUCCAGAUGAAAGUUCCUUCAGAGAACAGUUAUUACAAAGUACUAUAAAAAUAAUGCAAAUUGGAGAAGCUGUACGAAAUCCAGUGUCUGAAAAACAUGUAAAAUGGUUAGGACAAUGUUACAAUGAAGGGAUUGUACGACGAAUGAAUUUAGACAAUAGCUGUGCGACAAGGAAUAUAAAUCAACAUUUUAUUUGAAUAAUCAGAAAAUGAUUCUGGUUGGGUAAAAUGUUGUAUAC
Molecule: messenger RNA, 907 nt
Organism: Megachile rotundata (alfalfa leafcutting bee)
Lineage: Eukaryota; Metazoa; Arthropoda; Insecta; Hymenoptera; Megachilidae
Product: mitochondrial import inner membrane translocase subunit Tim29
Biological process (GO): protein insertion into mitochondrial inner membrane
Cellular component (GO): TIM22 mitochondrial import inner membrane insertion complex
Source: RefSeq, a predicted model, not a curated record